UUCUGCUGGAGUCAGCGCCAUUUCCUGCGGUGAAGGUAGAAGGGCCCCGGCGUCCAGCCGGGGUCAGAGAAGUGUCCUGACGGGAUUUUACCUCGACCCGUGGCUGGGGGUCGGGGGUCGUGCUCGGGCGUUCUCUAAGGAGAAGAGGCGUAGCUUGAGCGGAGAGUCGCGCUGUUAAUCUGGGGGGCGUGGCCUCGGCCCUGUGUGUGACGUAGACGUGGGGCGGGUUUACCUCUGGGGCUGAGAUUUGGGUCCUGUUGUGAGAGAGGCGCGGCUUCCCGCCGAUCCACUGACAGAUAGUGCUCUUUUUAUCUUAGGUGCAAUCUCAUGGAGAACCUCGCGGCCACCGGCUCUGCCAGGAACUUCCUCCCCUCCUUCCUGCUCCUGGCCUGCGGGACGCUGGUGGCCGCCCUACUGUGCGCCGCGCACCGCCUGGGGCUCUUCUAUCAGCUGAUGCACAAGGUGGACAAAGCGAGUGUCCGGCACGGUGGGGAGAACGUGGCAGCUGUGCUGAAAGCCCAUGGCGUACGGUUCCUCUUCACGCUGGUUGGUGGGCACAUUUCCCCGCUGUUGGUGGCCUCUGAGAAACUGGGCAUUCGUGUGGUGGACACACGGCACGAGGUCACGGCUGUCUUUGCUGCCGAUGCUGUGGCCCGCCUGACUGGGACAGUGGGUGUGGCAGCAGUGACUGCGGGUCCUGGCCUCACCAACACAGUGACUGCAAUGAAGAACGCCCAGAUAGCCCAGUCUCCAGUCCUGCUUCUGGGUGGGGCUGCUGGCACCCUGCUACAGAACCGGGGCGCACUCCAAGCCAUUGAUCAGAUAUCUCUGUUCCGGCCGAUCUGCAAGUUCUGUGCAUCUGUGCGGAGGGUGCGGGACAUUGUGCCCACCCUGAGGGCUGCAAUGGCUGCCGCCCAAUCGGGCACCCCAGGUCCGGUGUUUGUGGAGCUGCCCAUUGAUGUGCUAUACCCCUACUUCAUGGUCCAGAAGGAGAUGGUGCCAGCCAAGUCACCUAAGGGCCUCAUCGGUCGAGUGGUCUCCUGGUACUUGGAGAAUCACCUGGCCAACCUCUUUGCGGGGGCCUGGGAACCUCAGCCCGAGGGGCCCCUGCCCCUGGACAUCCCCCAGGCAUCCCCCCAGCAGGUUCAACGCUGUGUGGAGAUCCUGAGCAGGGCCAGGAGGCCCCUGAUGGUGUUGGGGAGUCAGGCCCUGCUGCCCCCAACCCCUCCUGACAGGCUGCGAGCUGCGGUGGAGACCCUGGGUGUCCCCUGCUUCCUGGGAGGGAUGGCGCGGGGCCUGCUGGGCCGGAACCACCCCCUCCACAUCCGGCAGAACCGCAGCAGCGCCCUGAAGAAGGCAGAUGUCGUCAUCCUGGCAGGAGUCGUAUGUGACUUCCGGCUAUCCUAUGGCCGUGUCCUCAGCCACAGCAGCAAGAUCAUCACCGUCAAUCGUAACUGGAAAGAGAUGUUGCUCAACUCAGACAUCUUCUGGAAGCCCCAGGAGGCAGUGCAGGGAGAUGUGGGCUCCUUUGUGCUGAAGCUGGUGGAAGGCCUUCAGGGCCAGACGUGGGCCCCAGACUGGGUAGAGGAGCUGCAGGAAGCCGACCGGCAGAAGGAGCAGACCUUUCGGGAGAAAGCAGCAAUGCCCGUAGCCCAGCACCUGAACCCAGUGCAGGUGCUGCAGCUGGUGGAGGAAACUCUGCCAGACAACUCCAUUCUGGUGGUGGAUGGCGGGGACUUUGUGGGCACUGCCGCCCACCUGGUACAGCCCCGUGGCCCCCUGUGCUGGCUUGAUCCUGGGGCCUUUGGGACUCUGGGAGUUGGUGCAGGAUUUGCCCUUGGGGCCAAGUUGUGCCAUCCGGAUGCUGAGGUCUGGUGCCUGUUUGGGGAUGGAGCCUUUGGCUAUAGCCUCAUUGAGUUUGAUACGUUCGUCAGACACAAGAUCCCGGUGAUGGCUUUGGUAGGCAACGAUGCAGGCUGGACCCAGAUUUCUCGGGAGCAGGUGCCCUGUCUGGGCAGCAAUGUGGCCUGUGGACUGGCCUACACAGAUUAUCACAAGGCAGCCAUGGGUCUGGGGGCCCAGGGCUUGCUGCUGUCACGGGAUAAUGAGGAUCAGGUGGUCAAGGUACUGCGUGAUGCCCAGCAGCAGUGCCGAGAUGGCCACCCGGUUGUGGUCAAUAUCCUCAUUGGGAGGACAGACUUCCGUGACGGCUCCAUUGCUGUAUAGGGCCUUGAGGGUCAGUACACUUGGCUCCCUUCCUGCCCCUGGACUGUGCAGAGCCAGUUUGGAGUCUCAUCCUUGCCUUCCCUGGGCCUAUCCCAUGAGGCCCAGUGACUCCACCACUCUCCAUGAGGAGGGGACGGAGGCGUCAAAGCUCAGAGAGCGCUCUUGGGACUCCUCCACGGGCCUAGCUGUGUCCUUUCUCCCCACCUCUCUCAUAGACUGAAUAAACCACGUCUGGCUCAUGUGCACCCAAGUACUCAGUCCCAGAAUCUGUGCAUAUUGAUUUAUUGUCCACAAAGAUGGAGGUGAUGGAAAGUGGAGACGGGAGGGGACCCUAUUCUCCCACUGGAACUCUGGGGCCCACUGAGGCACCAUGACUGGGUGGGAUUUCAGGGUGCCUGGGCAUUUCAAAUUUUUCCCCCCUGUGGUCCCUGAAAGAGCCCCACACGCCUGCUGCAGACAUGUCCAUGCACACUGUUCCUCACACACAGACACACACAUGCACG
Molecule: messenger RNA, 2729 nt
Organism: Cynocephalus volans (Philippine flying lemur)
Lineage: Eukaryota; Metazoa; Chordata; Mammalia; Dermoptera; Cynocephalidae
Gene: ILVBL
Product: ilvB acetolactate synthase like
Exons: 16
Coding region: 328-2226 (632 amino acids)
Biological process (GO): L-valine biosynthetic process
Cellular component (GO): acetolactate synthase complex
Molecular function (GO): thiamine pyrophosphate binding; magnesium ion binding; acetolactate synthase activity
Source: RefSeq, a predicted model, not a curated record